AUGUCGUCGCUCAAACAACGCAAGGAAGAUUUUGUUACUGGCUUAAAUGGUGGAUCGAUUGCAGAAAUAAAUCUGGUGACCUCAAUCGCUUUGACGGCGUAUAUUUGUUGGAAUCUUCUCUCAGUUUGCUCCAAUGCCAAUAUAUUCGCGGACUUCGCCCUCAAUUGGAUCUGUCUCCUCCUUUCAAUCACUACUUAUUCCAGUGAUAUCGCAUUGCUACAGAUAUUGAUUAUUAUACCCUGCCUAAUAACGGUUUUCCUAUCUAGAAACAACAAGAGGCAUCCUAAGAACGAACCAAGAGGUAAAGAUAAACGGUUAGAUACAUUGCGGUUGACCAGAAAGCCGUUUAUAUCCGCAUACCGUGGUCAUAUGCUUGUUCUUACAUCACUGGCAAUUCUAGCUGUGGACUUCCAGAUAUUCCCACGUCGAUUCGCGAAGGUGGAGACCUGGGGAACGUCUCUUAUGGACCUUGGAGUUGGCUCUUUUGUGUUCAGUAACGGUCUUGUGUCCGCGAGAGUCCUUUUAAAGCAGAAAUCAGACCCUUCCGUCAGACCAAGUGUGCUUAAGCGAGUGCUUAGUGCCUUGAAAUCGGGCGCCGCACUUUUAAUAUUAGGAUUGUUGAGACUGUAUUUCGUUAAGAAUCUCGAAUAUCAAGAGCACGUUACUGAGUAUGGAGUUCAUUGGAACUUUUUCAUGACGCUAGCCCUUUUGCCGCCGUUCCUUGUUCUGGUGGAUCCUAUAGCUGAUAGAGUUCCCCGUUGCAUCAUUGCGAUGAUAAUAUCAGUUGUUUAUGAAUUUAUUUUGACGAAAGGCGAGGGAGUCCUGGAAUAUUUGAUCUUGGCUCCUCGCAACGGCUUUCUGAAUGCCAACAGAGAAGGAAUUUUCUCUUUCUGGGGUUAUUGCUCUAUAUUUCUCUGGGGCCAAACGGCAGGGUUUUAUCUUCUUGGUGACAAACCGACCAGGAAUAAUUUGUACAAACCUUCAGUGGACGUCCUCUGCCGUCCUGCUGGUGAUAUGGAGCGGAGAGUGUGGGAUAAGAUAACUACGGUCUCGCCUUUAGGAGGGCUAUUCUUUUGGGCCUUUGUCGGAAUUGCGAUAACCCAAGUCACUAUGGCUUUUGAUCCCUACUACGUCUCCCGGCGGUUCGCAAAUCUUCCUUACGUUUCCUGGGUUAUGGCUUACAACACGGGAUUUUUACUCUGUUACUGCUUGAUCCACAAAUUAUUCAGCGGUUACAAGAGAGAGCAAGAGGUUCCAGAGACUCUGGACGCCGUUAACAGUAACGGUCUAUUCACAUUUCUGCUAUCGAAUCUACUGACUGGCUUCACAAAUAUGUCUACCUCGACCAUAGAUGCUUCAAGCAAAAAGGCCUUAGCGGUAAUGAUGGUUUAUGCUAUCGCAAUUGCCGUUAUUUCAACGUUUCUUUACAAGAAGAAAAUAUACAUCAAGCUGUAA
This is a messenger RNA of Torulaspora globosa, 1455 nucleotides long. RefSeq names its product glucosaminyl-phosphotidylinositol O-acyltransferase (gene GWT1). Gene Ontology annotation, molecular function: glucosaminyl-phosphatidylinositol O-acyltransferase activity. Gene Ontology annotation, biological process: GPI anchor biosynthetic process; protein localization to plasma membrane. The transcript has a single exon. Gene Ontology annotation, cellular component: membrane; endoplasmic reticulum. The record is from RefSeq and is a predicted model, not a curated record. The coding region runs from base 1 to 1455 and encodes 484 amino acids. Lineage: Eukaryota; Fungi; Ascomycota; Saccharomycetes; Saccharomycetales; Saccharomycetaceae.